Mercenaria mercenaria is the source of this 2432-nucleotide messenger RNA. RefSeq lists its product as uncharacterized. Gene Ontology annotation, molecular function: protein binding. Bases 460 to 1308 code for a protein of 282 amino acids. The record is from RefSeq and is a predicted model, not a curated record. NCBI's taxonomy places the organism in Eukaryota, Metazoa, Mollusca, Bivalvia, Venerida, Veneridae. The transcript is spliced from 6 exons.
GUAUGCUUUUUAAAAGGAUGUUUCUACUAUAGAUUGAUUUAUAUAUUUGAAAAGCUGAUAUUAUUCAUUACUUUCUAAACAAAAAGUGGGACGGACGAAAGUACUAUAUGAUAAAUACGCUGAAGGCAAUUUAUCUAAGCUUAACUAGACAUAAUGACGCAGAGUGCGUGUGACAUUUGAAGCGAUAACAAAAAUAUCCUACUCGAGUGCAUAGUGUUUAUUUACACACGAGAAUAACUAAACUAUGUAUAUGACUGAUACAGGUUUUAGUGUGUUGCAAAAUACUUAAUAAAUAGUGCGUAUGAAUCGUUGAGCAUCAAGUUUUAACAUUAUAAAAUCACUAUUGUUCGGAAACUGGAUUUUAUCAGGCAAUUCAGACUGAGAAGUUUAGCAGCAUGGGUACUUUUUACUGUAGCUGGUCUACGAUUGAAGGUUUCGGCUGAAAUAUCAAACUAUGCUAUGGAGGAUGAGUGUGGAAGAUUAAUCAAUUUUGCCAAAUUACAGAUCUACAGUGCGGAAGUUACAUUUUUAAGAAGUCCAUCAUUGUUUGGCAGUCGGUCAUGCGACCUUGCAUUAAGCAGCGGGAACUGGUGGGUGGAGGAGGUCUCGUGGAACCAAAUUUUAUUUCAAUUUUUAGAUUUUCAGAAUCAUGGAGACUCGUGUGUUUCCCUGAGACAAAGUACAGAUAAAAUCGACUGGGAUACAUCAAAUAAAAAGAUAAAUGGGCUUAAGAAUUCAUACUGUGGAAGCGAGAAGCCGCCCCUGAAUCAACCAUUUAAAACAGAAAAGUACCACUCACUGGUUAUCAAAUUCGAUGCCGCAAACUACAAGGAUGAUGCGUCCAUUUCCUUUAAACUUGUUGCUAAUGUUUUACAUUCUGAUGGGAAAUGCAGUUAUUACGAGUGUGACAAUGGUAACUGUAUCCCGACAGAAUUGAAAUGCAGUCAACACAAUCCUUGCGGUGAUAACUCGGAAUGCCGUCCCGACGGAAUUUCUGUAAAGACUGUUAUUUUUAUUGUGAUUGGAGUUAUCGCGGGACUGGUUUUAGCCUUUCUAUUUGUGAAAUAUUUCAGAUGUAGCAAACUUUGUAAAACGGAUGACAAUGAAUCCGUCGGCGAAGGGGAUGGGCUGGCAGAUUUGCAGGGUGGGGAGGGAAGAGGAACAGCUGAACCUAGUGCCCCACACUUACAUCCUCAAACUGGAGUGGAUGUUAAUGGAACAAAUGAUGACAUAGAACAAACAGAUAUGCUUCAUGACUCUAUGUUACCUCCUCCAUCUUAUGAAGAGGUCAUGAGACAAGAAAAAUAACUCCUGUAAUAUUGGCUGGCUGACCUGUCAUCUACAAAGACUUAACACCUUAUCAUAUAUCAUUCCUAAAUUUUCAUUUAUAGUCAACCUCCGGGCAGAAUUGCAGAAUAAAAUCAAAACGAAUAUCACUCUAAGUCACGUGGAAUAACUGCUCUGAUGACUUAAAACGCUCUUAAGUUUAUAUCGACAGACGUGUUAAGAAAAGUUAAUUGCUUAGCUCGGUGUUAUUAUAUUUUCUGGAGUCUAUUCAAGGUAAUUGUACACGGGCGUGAUACGAAAACGCAACUAUGUAUGUAUUGGGAUAUAUCACGGAAAUGUUUUAAAUGACAGUCAUAAAUUAUGUAUCAAUUUAAUCAGUGACAUACUAUAAAUGCAUGUUUAUUCAACAUCAGUCAAACUUGUUUCUUUCAAUCUAUGAUUGUUUUCUGAAAUGGGUCUUGGCAGUUACAAUAAUUACUUAAAUAACUAUGGACAUUUUAUCUAAGUAGGUAAGUUCUGUAGAAGACCAACUGGGAUUAAAAAUAAAUUUGAAAAAAAGUGUUGAAAAAACACAUUAGUCACAGAAGCAAGACUUAGAAAACUAUAAGUAUGCGAAUAUGCAGACAAGCGAGUCGCGCUAUGUUUGACAGACGCCUUUGUAGUUUGUAAAAGAAUCUUGUCAGUUUUUUUAAUCUAAUAUUUUAGGCCUUUAUACUAUUGUCAAUUUCCAUCAGUUACUUGAUCUCAGCUGACUUUAUAUUCACUUAAUCUAUCUACUUACAACAAUGCUGUAGCAACAUCACACAGAUACAGAUAUUUGGGUCAUGCGUUUGAUGGUUGAGGAAGAUCCCAUGUGCCCCUUCGAGCGUUAUUUCAGGCUCGGACGGGCACUUGGGUAGAACCACUCCAGAAUAUUUAUAUCAACAAUACAUCAUUACUGUGUAUUUUCUGUUCGGGUGUUUGUCAUAGCGUUAAUGCGCAUUUCAAAUACUUUUCUAGUUUUGUACAAACAUCUUGAGAUGUAUGUCAGAUUUACUUUUUAGCAUGAUUUGUCAUAUUUUUUUUAUUACUUAUUAAUUUGUAUGAUUUCUACGUUACUUAAAAGUUAUGUAAUUGGCCUUUUUUCAAUAAAAUAUUAUAAUGUU